This is a messenger RNA of Ogataea haglerorum, 495 nucleotides long. RefSeq lists its product as uncharacterized. The coding region runs from base 1 to 495 and encodes 164 amino acids. Lineage: Eukaryota; Fungi; Ascomycota; Pichiomycetes; Pichiales; Pichiaceae. The record is from RefSeq and is a predicted model, not a curated record. The transcript has a single exon.
AUGUCCGAUAGAGACUCUCAUAGACUCCAGGAGGUUAGGUUAGCAAGAGCAAAACUCAAUACGUACAAAUCUUUCGAUGCUGAAGAAGAUUUCGAAUUCUGUCCUAUCGUAAAUUCUCAGCGCUACGCCAAAGACCAACGCUCGACUUUGCACUCACCCCAAAACCUUAAUCAGAUAGACUCUGCCUCGCUCUUCAAGAUUCUGACUGCCGCAAAUCAGCAACCUCCAAAGUUGCCCCAGAUCGAACAAGUCCCUGCUUUCUGCCUCCCGCAAAACACUAUCGCACCUCGCCAAGCCCAGACAGAGCAGUCCUCGAAGCACCCAAAUUUCAAUUAUAUAUCAGAUACACCAACGACGGGAUCUGAAGCAGCGUCCUCAAGCACUUCGUCGCUCAAAUUUCACUCGGUGUCUUCCAAAACUGCAGAACAGCUUCAAUCGAUUUACUCGAUGGCCGAGGAUAAACAUCCUGGGAGAAUGCGCAUUGUGUCUGGUUGA